GCACAAUAAAAGACUAACACUAACCGUCAAGACCUUCUCAGCGUUCUCGGAUAUUCGCUAGUCUUAAAUCAUGAAAAUGACCGCAGUAGAGAGCGCAAAGGUGCUUAAGGAGGGAGUUCUAGAGAAGCGAAGUGAUAAUCUACUGCAGUUCUGGAGGAGAAAGACAUGCGUCCUCACCACCGACAGUCUCAAUAUUUAUGCCGACACACAGAAAAAGAGCAAGAGCAAAGAGCUCAAGCUGCAGUUCAUUAAGAAAGUGGACUGUGUGGAACGCACCGGCAAGUUCGUCUACUUCACCAUCGUCACCACAGACGAUAAGGAGAUCGACUUCAGGUGCUCGGGAGAGGAUACCUGCUGGAAUGCGGUCAUCACAAUGGCAUUGAUCGACUUCCAGAACCGUGAAGCUAUCCAGCACUUUAAAUCCAGACAGGACGCAGAGAUCUCGGCUCUGGAACAGCACACAGGCUCCAUACGCAUGGCGAGAGCACCGUGAUACUGUCUUCUUCCAUUCACAUUAAAGUACUGGAUAUUAGGAAGAAGAUGGUGAAGAAAGCUUGGACCAAAGUAGUGAUAUUUUCAGCAUGUCUGAGAAGAAAACACCAAGAAGAAAUUGAGUUGGGGCUAUUCAGAAACUCUGACGUUAUUUCAACAGGCCAAACAGACACUCCAGACUGAACUCUUUCGUGAGGGAUAGACUCAUGUUCCCUGGGAUAAUCUGUGUACAUUUACUUAUUUAUUUGCUUCAAGAAAUGUUGUAAGCAAAAAUUUGUGUUGUAUGUAUUUAAGUUAUUUACAUGUCUUGUUUUGCUACAUGUUAAUUUAAAUAAAAAAUGUUCAGCAUUU
Molecule: messenger RNA, 843 nt
Organism: Trichomycterus rosablanca
Lineage: Eukaryota; Metazoa; Chordata; Actinopteri; Siluriformes; Trichomycteridae
Gene: phlda2
Product: pleckstrin homology-like domain, family A, member 2
Exons: 2
Coding region: 71-493 (140 amino acids)
Biological process (GO): positive regulation of apoptotic process
Molecular function (GO): phosphatidylinositol phosphate binding
Source: RefSeq, a predicted model, not a curated record